AUGAAAAGAGACAGACCAUUAUCUCCUUCUGAUUUAAUAACACUACCAAACAAAAAAAGAAAAAUCGAGAGGUCUCCUCCUACCUCAACUCAAAAUAAAAACAUAUUUGGAUCGGGAACAAAAUAUGCUGAAAAUUCAUUUGCCAUAUUAACAGGGGAAGAGGAUGAGAUUACACGAUAUACAGUUCAGGCGAAAUUAUACUGUAUGGAGGAGCAGUGGAAAGAAAGAGGUGUUGGUUUUAUAAAACUCAAUUAUUCAAAAAACAAUGAAAAAUCUCCACGUUUAGUAAUGUGCGUUGAUAACAUAUUAAAAGUGAUUCUAAACGUGACAUUGUUUAACAGAAUGUAUAUUGAAAGACAGGAGAAAUUUUUAAGAUUGUUCGUUUAUGAGGGAGAUAUACUUGUUCAUCUUGCAAUUAAGGCAGUUGAUGAGUUUUAUAACGCUAUAAUGGAUGCAAUUCCCUCGGCUCGAAAUUAA
Messenger RNA from Diversispora eburnea, 477 nucleotides. NCBI's taxonomy places the organism in Eukaryota, Fungi, Glomeromycota, Glomeromycetes, Diversisporales, Diversisporaceae. The record is from the annotation of a GenBank genome assembly.